Molecule: messenger RNA, 557 nt
Organism: Cucurbita pepo subsp. pepo (vegetable marrow)
Lineage: Eukaryota; Viridiplantae; Streptophyta; Magnoliopsida; Cucurbitales; Cucurbitaceae
Source: RefSeq, a predicted model, not a curated record
AACUAUAUAGUUCUCAUGCUUACUGAAACUUUAAAUGACAGCACCUUCAAGAAGAAGGCUCCUAAGGCCAUCAAGGAGAUAAGGAAGUUUGCAGAGAAAGCAAUGGGAACGAAGGACGUCAGGGUGGAUGUGAAACUGAACAAGCAUAUCUGGAGCAGAGGAAUUCGAAGUGUUCCAAGGAGAAUUAGGGUUCGUAUUGCACGCAAGAGGAACGAUGAUGAAGAUGCAAAGGAAGAACUGUAUUCGCUUGUUACCGUUGCAGAAAUCCCAGCAGAAGGUUUGAAAGGAUUGGGUACUAAGGUCAUCGAUGAAGAAGAUUGAUUUCACAUACCCAUUUGCCUCUUUAUCAGUUAUUUCCUUUUGGCAACAUUUUUGGUAAAAGACUUGAGUUCUUCAUUGUCCCAUCCUUCGGUACAUUUCUUUAUUUUACUUCGAAUCCUAGCGGAAUCAGCUUUUUUUUUUUCUUUUCUUUUUAUAAUUUAUAGUUGUGCUUGCAAUGGUUAUCGUUGUAGUAUCAAUUUUACCUUUCACUAUUGAACUUGCUUCUCUUUUAAGGA